AUGUCGCUUCGAAGACCUCAUCGGAAAUCUCGUAAUGGCUGCACUGAAUGUAAGAGACGCAGAGUGAAGUGCAAUGAGCAGCAACCUUGUCACAACUGUUUAAAGUAUGAGAGUAACUGCGUCUUUGUGACGGACCUGAAGCAGCAACGACGGAUCCCAGUUCGCCCAAAGUCAUCGAUGUCCAAAGCAGGUCAAAGCCCCUCCACUUCAGGGAUUGGCGCGGUUGUAUCACUUUCAGGACCCCCUCUAUGUGAUUUGGCUAGAACUGCAGGCUUUGAACCUCGGGACCUUGAGCUCAUGCAUCACUUCAGCACGUCAGUCGCCAAGACGCUCUCUUAUCGCAAUGACAUCCAGGAUGUUUGGGCUAUCUCACUUCCCAAGGAGGCUUAUUCAUGUGACUACCUGAUGCAUGGUCUGCUCGCAAUUUCCUCUUUACAUUUGAGUUUCCUGAGCUGCAAUUUAUCGGAACGUGAGAAACGGGACGAGUACGCAGACUUGUCCACAUAUCAUCUGCACAGAUCUCUUGCUCGCUUUAGGGAGAGGCUCGCUAGCAUAUCAACAGAAAAUUGUGUGCCUUUGUUUGGACUUUCCUCUCUAAUAGUUAUCAAUGUCUGCGCGCAGUCUGCCUUGGAAAUUGGCUCACAACCAGGUCGGGGGCACUUGGCAUCCCACAUUGAAAUGCUAAUGAAAAUUUUCAACAUGUGCCGAGGGGUAGAGUCUAUUCUCGCACCAUACCAUAGCGAAAUUCAUCAGAGCUCCUUAAGCUCCUUACUUCACGAUGAUUACCGCCUCGUGGCAUGUGCACAAACAAGUCUGAUCUGGCUCCAAGCUAACGCAUACCGAAGCCACCACAAUAUCGAUCGAACCUUGGCCGAAGAACCGCCAUUUGCUGACUUGAUAAAUCUCAUCCAAAAUCAAGAGAGAGGAUCCCAGGAACAAAUCGAGUACCUGGAUGCGUUGACAAAGCUGAGGACGGCAUUUCGCUUUAUGCGUACCGCGAGCCAACCAUUGGAGCCUGGGGCGGCUUUUGUGUGGCCUAUUUUGCUGCAGCGGGGUUCCAUUCGCCUCUUCAUGCACCUGACACCUCUCUCAUUGGUGCUUCUAGCAUACUAUUGUAUAAUUUUGCAAUACCUCGAUGGCUAUUGGUUUUUGCAUGGUUGGCACAAAGCACUCCUCACUGAAAUUACAGAGUCCUUACCUUCAGAUCUCAAGACAUGGGUUAUUUGGCCAAGGGCGGUAUGUGGCUUAAAUGAUGUGAGUGAAAAUUCAGGAAUGCUGGGCAAUUGA
This is a messenger RNA of Penicillium longicatenatum, 1287 nucleotides long. Its product is annotated as Zn(II)2Cys6 transcription factor domain-containing protein. Gene Ontology annotation, molecular function: DNA-binding transcription activator activity, RNA polymerase II-specific; zinc ion binding. The record is from RefSeq and is a predicted model, not a curated record. The coding region runs from base 1 to 1287 and encodes 428 amino acids. Gene Ontology annotation, biological process: regulation of transcription by RNA polymerase II. The transcript is spliced from 3 exons. NCBI's taxonomy places the organism in Eukaryota, Fungi, Ascomycota, Eurotiomycetes, Eurotiales, Aspergillaceae.